This is a messenger RNA of Cylindrotheca closterium, 1545 nucleotides long. Lineage: Eukaryota; Bacillariophyta; Bacillariophyceae; Bacillariales; Bacillariaceae. The record is from the annotation of a GenBank genome assembly.
AUGACAACCACAAAUUUCGCUGGUACUUCCGCCCCGUCAGCGUUGCCAUCAUUGUUGAUUUCGUUGCUUCUUUGGACGACUCCAACAACACAAGCUUGGAAACAAUGCCAAGGAGGGGGCAUAUGCCCAGAAUUUGCGACUUGUUGCCCCUCCUCGGUCCCUGGAAGCCCCCCUGCUUGCAUUUCGACACGGCAUGGAAAAGAUCCAUUAAAUGCUACGGGCCAAUGUUGUGAUGAAACCACCGCCUGUCCAUAUGGUUUUGCUUGUGCGGUUCGGACUUCAGAUGAUGAAAUAGUAAGUCUUCAGGAACAGCCUUACUGCAAGAUUGACAAGCAAAAUCCACCGACGGACUUGUUCCAUGAUCAACCACGGUACGAGAUGUGUCGGAUACCAGAUCCAUCCAUGAUUAUUAUGCAUGGCUUUCCCAUUGUACCACACGCACAAGAGCAACCGAAUCAACAUGAUCAUCAAAAUGAGCUACGCGGCCACCACCACCCAUUGAAAUCGGAUACUUAUUUUCAACUCGCCUACUAUUCUAGUCAUGGGGAUUUGUUCCAAUUUGAUGGCGAUAAGAUUCAGAAGGUAUUGAUCAUGAUUCAUGGAUCGGGACGGACUGCCGAAGACUACUUUUGUGUGGCGCUGUCAUUGGUACCAGAAGGCGAACGGGACAGUGUCUUGGUGAUUGCCCCAAAGUUUUUGGCACCGGUGGAUCUCAACAAUAGCACUGACAUCAAAAACAAAAACUUUUUGAUUUGGCAAGAGGACGAGGCUCCUCCGAAAUAUCCCAUGGCACAUAGCUGGCGGUACGGCGCAGAUGCUUUGAAUGCUCCUGUCAGUAGUUAUGAGGCAAUUGAUCGAUUAGUGGAAUACCUCACCGCUACCAUGAAUCAGCGACAAAUUUUCCCCAAUCUGAAACUAGUGACUGUUGCUGGACAUUCGGCAGGCGGUCAAGUCGUUCAUCGUUGGGCAUUGCUUUCCAAGAUUAUCACGUCCUCGCAACAAAACGUGGAGAUUCGGACCGUGGCGGCCAAUCCUCGAUCCUAUUGCUACUUGAAUGGCAAACGAAUGAUAAUAUACAAGAAUAAAGAAAGCACCAACAAAACUCGUUUUGACUAUCCAUCGGCCAAAGAACUGGAGCAUUGCCCUGACUAUGACCAAUGGAAUUGGGGAUUGCAAGAUGGUGGUACCUUGGAUCCAGUGGUUCCUUACAAGGUUCGUCGAUUGAAGGAGAUGACGCCAAAGGAAUUGGCAGACAAAUAUGUGCGCCAGAAAGUCUUUUAUUUGACGGGAGAAUACGAUGUCAUUAAACAAAAAGACCAUUGUGCUACCUAUGAACUGCAGGGGAAGACUCGACACGAGAGAGCCCUCCACUACUUUGGAGCUCUGAAAGCCUACGUGAAAGAGAAUAAUGGAACCAUUGCUGAUGAUUUGAAUCACGAACUACACACCAUUCCAGAAUCACCGCACGAUCAUCUGCUGAUGUUUCAAAGUGCUGCUGGACGAGAAGCUAUUUUUGGUGAUAUUGAAAUACUGACUACAAAAUGA